AGAGAAAAAGAAAUGGGUGAGACGAACAGUGGAAGCAAAAGCAGCAGAUGGUGUCUGCAGGGGAUGACAGCUCUGGUCACCGGUGGAUCCAAAGGAAUCGGAUAUGCUAUAGUUGAGGAGUUGGCAGAGCUUGGGGCCACAGUACACACUUGUUCUCGGAACCAAGCUGAACUCAGUGAAUCCUUGAAGGAGUGGACCACAAAAGGAUACAGAGUAACCGGUUCGGUCUGUGACGUGACCUCUCGUGUUAACAGAGAAGAGCUGAUAGCUAGAGUCUCCUCUCAGUUCAAUGGAAAACUCAAUAUCCUUGUAAACAAUGUGGGAACAAACAUACUGAAACAGACCCUGGAUUUCACAGCGGAAGAUUUCGCAUUUCUGAUGAAUACGAAUCUUGAAUCUUGUUUCCACUUAAGUCAGCUUGCACAUCCUCUCCUAAAAGCUUCAGAAGCUGCAAGUAUCAUUUUCAUGUCCUCCAUUGCUGGUGUUGUAGCUACAAACAUAGUAUCCGUUAUUUAUAGUGCAACAAAAGGAGCAAUGAACCAAAUGACAAAAAAUCUUGCAUGCGAAUGGGCCAAAGACAACAUAAGGAGUAAUUCUGUUGCACCUGGAGUAAUCAGAACCCCUCUGGCGGAAAAGCACUUGAAAGAGGAAAGAGUUGUGAAUGCUGUAAUUUCUCAAACCCCUCUGGGACGGAUGGGAGAGGCAGAGGAGGUGUCUUCGUUGGUGGCAUUUCUGUGCUCGCCUGCAGCCUCUUAUAUCACUGGACAGAUCAUUUGUGUUGAUGGCGGCUUAUGGUGUCUGCAGGGGAUGACAGCUCUGGUCACCGGUGGAUCCAAAGGAAUCGGAUAUGCUAUCGUGGAGGAGUUGGCAGAGCUUGGGGCCACUGUACACACUUGUUCUCGGAACGAAGCUGAACUCAAUGAAUCCUUAAAAGAAUGGACAACAAAAGGAUACAGAGUAACCGGUUCGGUCUGUGACAUGACCUCUCGUGUUAACAGAGAAGAGCUUAUAGCUACUGUCUCCUCUCAGUUCAAUGGAAAACUCAAUAUCCUUGUAAACAAUGUGGGAACAAGCAUACUGAAACAUACCCUGGAUUUCACAGCGGAAGAUUUCGCAUUUCUGAUGAAUACGAAUCUUGAAUCUUGUUUCCACUUAAGUCAGCUUGCACAUCCUCUCCUAAAAGCUUCAGAAGCUGCAAGUAUCAUUUUCAUGUCCUCCAUUGCUGGUGUUGUAGCUACAAACAUAGUAUCCGUUAUUUAUAGUGCAACAAAAGGAGCAAUGAACCAAAUGACAAAAAAUCUUGCAUGCGAAUGGGCCAAAGACAACAUAAGGAGUAAUUGUAUUGCACCUUGGGUAAUCAGAACCCCUCUGGCGGAAAAGCACUUGAAAGAGGAAAGAGUUGUGAAUGCUGUAAUUUCUCAAACCCCUCUGGGACGGAUGGGAGAGGCAGAGGAAGUGUCUUCGUUGGUGGCAUUUCUGUGCUCGCCUGCAGCCUCUUAUAUCACUGGACAGACCAUUUGUGUUGAUGGCGGCUUCUCUGUGAACGGCCUCCAUAUAUUCUAAACUUAGUUUUCACUUUCUCUGUGUUACGUCAGUUACACUAUCAUUGCAUUGCUUUCUGUGUCAUUAAGAAUAAAUUAACAGACUGUACUUUCCUAAGUUCAGUCUAUGGGUGUGUUUGAGUUAAUAAUUAGUUAUCAAUCUCGUACUGAGUGUGGUAUGUUAAAUGUA
Messenger RNA from Vigna umbellata (rice bean), 1731 nucleotides. Lineage: Eukaryota; Viridiplantae; Streptophyta; Magnoliopsida; Fabales; Fabaceae. The record is from RefSeq and is a predicted model, not a curated record.